Messenger RNA from Lucilia sericata (common green bottle fly), 363 nucleotides. RefSeq lists its product as uncharacterized. The record is from RefSeq and is a predicted model, not a curated record. Lineage: Eukaryota; Metazoa; Arthropoda; Insecta; Diptera; Calliphoridae. The transcript is spliced from 2 exons. Bases 1 to 363 code for a protein of 120 amino acids.
AUGAAACUCUGCCAGGAUAUACCAUCAUUAUCUCGUCGUACUAUAACAAGAAGAACGGAAGAUAUAAGCAAAUUUAUUAAAAUGUCAGCAAAAGAAAGAUUAAUUAAUUGCAAAUAUUUUUCGAUUUCUCUAGAUGAGAGUACGGAUAUCAAUAAUAUUUGCCAGUUAAUUAUUUGUAUUAAAACAGUUAAUGCAAAUUUAGAGUGCUUCGAAGAAAUGUUUGAAGUGGUUUCACUUCAUGGUCAUGUAACAGGACAAGUUCUGUAUGAUGCAUUAGAUGUUAAUGUUUUUGCAUUUGCUGACAAAAAUAAAUUAACCUCAAUAUGUUCGGAUGGAGCAAAGAAUAACACUUUAACGGAAUAA